Molecule: messenger RNA, 1806 nt
Organism: Lithohypha guttulata
Lineage: Eukaryota; Fungi; Ascomycota; Eurotiomycetes; Chaetothyriales; Trichomeriaceae
Exons: 3
Coding region: 1-1806 (601 amino acids)
Biological process (GO): superoxide anion generation; defense response
Cellular component (GO): NADPH oxidase complex; plasma membrane
Molecular function (GO): superoxide-generating NAD(P)H oxidase activity
Source: RefSeq, a predicted model, not a curated record
AUGGCAGACGGCAAGCCAUGGCUGCAAACGCUGCAAAACAACAGAGAAUCAGAUCUGGUUCCUAGAUACUAUUUCGAGAAACCUCUCGCCCGAGCAGACAGCACCUAUUCCACGACCUCGAACCUCAGCGAGCGCUCAAGAACGACACCUCUUUCCAGACUCCUGCUCUCCGGAGAGGUCAGCGGUGAAGCACCUAGGGACUUGACAUUGCUGGAAAAGGUGGACAGAUGGAUGGUCAAUGAGGGUUCACGACGGAUAUCAGUCGCAGUUUUCAUCCUUGUCCAUGCAAUGAUCUUCACAUUCGCUUUCGUUCACUACCAGCUGAAGGACAACCUGACAGGACCCAGGGCAACAUUCGGCCUUACCUACCCUACUGCGAGGGCAGCAGCAUUAGUGCUCUUCGUCGAUAUAGCGCUGGUCCUCUUUCCAGUCUGUCGCACGUUGAUCUCGUUAUUACGACAGACUCCACUAAACGGUAUCAUCCAAUUCGAUAAGAACAUCACCUUUCACAAACUGGUGGCUUACUCUAUCGUCUUCUUUACAUGGCUACACACAAUUGCGCACUGGAACAACUUCGCGCAACUGGCUGCCAAACAGAAACUCGGCUUCGUGGGCUUCCUGAAGAUCAACUUUUUGACCGGGCCUGGCUGGUCAGGAUAUGUCAUGCUUUUCGCCCUGAUGGCCAUGCUAGCCACUGCAAUCGAGAAGCCACGGCGAGCCAACUACGAACGCUUUUGGUCAGUUCACCAUCUGUUCAUCGUGUUUUUUCUCUUCUGGGCUAUGCAUGGUAAUUUCUGUAUGAUCAAGAGCGACACAGCUCCCUUCUGUUCUGGCACUGGUGUAUUUUGGGAAUACUGGAUGUACGGCGGAUUCGCUUACCUCCUUGAGCGUAUCCUGCGGGAGAUUCGUGGCAGGCACAAAACUUUUAUCACGAAAGUCAUCCAGCACCCGAGUAAUGUUGUUGAGAUUCAGAUUCACAAGGAGAGAACGAAAAUGAGAGCUGGACAGUACAUCUUUCUUUGCUGUCCUGAGGUGUCGAUAUGGCAAUACCAUCCUUUCACGCUUACUUCGGCUCCAGACGAAGACCAUUUGUCAGUUCAUGUUCGUAUGGUCGGUAACUUUACAAAAGCCCUUGGAAAGGCACUCGGUUGUGAGCCGGAUGCUAAACUUGCUGGGAAUCGUGCGGAUAGAGCAAAGUCUCGUGUCGUUUCAAUGGCGCCUGGUGGUUUACAGAAGAUGCUCCCGAGGGUCUAUCUCGAUGGUCCCUUCGGUUCUGCCUCAGAAGACGUCUUCAAAUUCGAGACUGCAGUGCUCGUUGGUGCGGGUAUCGGAGUAACGCCGUUCGCAAGCAUUCUCAAGAGCAUAUGGUAUCGAAUGAACAGUACCAGCCCUGAUUCUCGAACUCGGCUACGCAAGGUGUAUUUCUUCUGGGUUUGCAGGGACUUUGGCACACUAGAAUGGUUCAAGAGCUUACUACAAGCCAUUGAAGAGCAGGACAAGGAGCACAAUAUCGAGAUACAUGCUUACCUCACAGCCAAGAUCUCAGCUGCCGAUGCUCAGAACAUCAUGCUUAACUCGUCGCAGUCAGACGCCAUCACAGGUCUGCACACGCCUACCAACUUUGGCCGUCCAAAUUGGGAUAUGGUGUUCCGCGGUAUCAAGAAAUUGCAUAGUCCAGGUGAAGCUGGUGUCUUCUUCUGUGGACCGAAAGGUCUCGGAAGUCAGUUACAUGUGAAAUGCAAUAUGUACAGCGAACCUGGUCGAAAGACGGGUUUCAGGUUUGUCUAUGGGAAGGAGAACUUCUAG